Amborella trichopoda is the source of this 686-nucleotide messenger RNA. RefSeq names its product large ribosomal subunit protein eL31. Lineage: Eukaryota; Viridiplantae; Streptophyta; Magnoliopsida; Amborellales; Amborellaceae. Gene Ontology annotation, molecular function: structural constituent of ribosome. Gene Ontology annotation, cellular component: cytosolic large ribosomal subunit; ribosome. The record is from RefSeq and is a predicted model, not a curated record. Gene Ontology annotation, biological process: cytoplasmic translation.
GCGAAAACGAGUAUUAGAAAGCCUCAAAAUUAGGGUUUCUUAUACCUCAAGGGGUGAAAUUUACGGUAUUCAUGGUUUGGGGCUCUUUCUAGGUUUUUUUUUUUUGAGUUUAGGCAACCUAGGGUUUUUGCAGCCAUGGUGGAGAAAAGCAAGGGAAGGAAGGAGGAAGUGGUGACCAGAGAGUACACCAUUAAUCUUCACAAGCGGUUGCAUGGCUGCACAUUCAAGAAGAUGGCUCCCAAGGCAAUCAAAGAGAUAAGGAAAUUUGCUCAGAAGGCAAUGGGGACCACAGAUGUUAGGGUGGACGUUAAGCUCAACAAGCACAUCUGGAGCCGUGGAAUUCGUGGUGUGCCCAAAAGAGUGCGGGUUCGUAUUGCUCGUAAGAGAAACGAUGAGGAGGACGCAAAAGAGGAGCUCUUCUCUCUUGUCACUGUUGCCGAGAUCCCACACGAGGGCUUGAAAGGUCUUGGCACAACGGUCAUCGAUGAGGCAGAUUAAGUCCCCUCUCUCUAGUUUAAAUCCUACUCUCUUUUUGCUCCUAGCAUAAAGACAAAAUGGUUUGGUUUCUUUUGCUCUUGCUAUUCUUCAGUUCUAGAGUCUGUCUCUGUGUGAUUUAUAUAUGGAUGGAAGUUCUGGGUUGAGAUAUUCUUUAUGAAAUUUUGGUUUUGUUGUUUGGUUUGCAGUUA